CCAAUAAUAAAAUUAAAAAUAUGUGGUUAUAUAGCCAGCAGUAGCACCCAAUUUGUGCUUGACUAUUUGCUUUUGUACGGAAACUAUGUUGCUAAGGAAUCUGAAAAUUUCACAAACAGUUGGUCACCUUGGAGAAGCUUAUCAAGAGUGGGUUCACCAGCCUAUAGUUAACAAGGAAGGACCUCGAUUUUUUGAAAGUGAAUUUUGGGAGUUUCUGACUCGCACAGUUUGGUGGGCAAUUCCAGUCAUUUGGCUCCCAAUUGUAUGCUAUAGUAUCUCAGUAUCAAUCCGGAUGGGCCAUUCUGUUCCUGAGGUGGCAUUGAUUGUAGUUUUUGGAAUUUUUGUAUGGACAUUGAUGGAAUAUACUCUUCAUCGAUUCCUUUUCUAUAUAAAGACGAAGAGCUAUUGGGGAAAUACAGCUUAUUAUCUCCUUCAUGGUUGUCAUCACAAGCAUCCCAUGGAUGGUCUAUGCCUUGUUUUUCCUCCUGCUGUGACAACUAUUCUUUGUGUACCGUUCUGGAAUUUAAUUAAACUCAUCUCGACUCCCUCAACUGCUCCUUCUUUAUUUGGAGGAGGCUUACUGGGCUAUGUCAUGUAUGAUGUAACCCACUACUACUUACAUCAUGGACAACCAACAGGUGCAGUGCCAAGAAAUCUCAAAAUUCGAUUUGGAAGGAAGAGGCUCAAAUACUUGAUUGACUGGAUAUUGGUUAAGAGAUAGGUUCUAAAAAUCAUAACAGGCGCACCGUUGAGGAUCUGUUCACACUCUAGCUGAUUGAUACAGGUGAUCGAGAUCCUCAACUAGUGCACCGUUGAACAUCAGUUUCUACCCAACUUUUGGUGAGACCUCUUAGCAUUCAGAGGAACUCUUGAGUCUUUACUCUUUUGUUAUUAAUUAUUAGUUUGAGAUAGACGUGGAUCUGUCCUGAUACCUAUUUCAGAGUUAGUAUUCUAGAGGCUUCAUAGACUAGUAAAUAGUGUUUAAUUUAAUUCCCUGAGUAUGUUUUGAAACAUUGAGAUAAGUCUCAUACAUUUUAUAUAUUUGAUUUUCAUGAUUA
Solanum dulcamara is the source of this 1058-nucleotide messenger RNA. Its product is annotated as dihydroceramide fatty acyl 2-hydroxylase FAH1-like. NCBI's taxonomy places the organism in Eukaryota, Viridiplantae, Streptophyta, Magnoliopsida, Solanales, Solanaceae. The coding region runs from base 86 to 721 and encodes 211 amino acids. Gene Ontology annotation, molecular function: fatty acid 2-hydroxylase activity. Gene Ontology annotation, cellular component: endoplasmic reticulum; membrane. The transcript has 8 exons. The record is from RefSeq and is a predicted model, not a curated record. Gene Ontology annotation, biological process: fatty acid metabolic process.